Messenger RNA from Acanthaster planci (crown-of-thorns starfish), 4155 nucleotides. RefSeq names its product amino acid transporter heavy chain SLC3A1-like. The record is from RefSeq and is a predicted model, not a curated record. Gene Ontology annotation, biological process: carbohydrate metabolic process; amino acid transport. NCBI's taxonomy places the organism in Eukaryota, Metazoa, Echinodermata, Asteroidea, Valvatida, Acanthasteridae.
AACGCUGCCUACCCAAUCGGAGUCCGAAGUCCACUUGCACGCACGCCCCUUGACGAUCAUACCGGUUGGAACAGUUCUACCAGAAACACCAAGUCAGUUCAAAACCAGGAACAUUUUGGGGGACCAAAAGUUUCAUCCCAAGCAAACAUGUCGGUCAACAAGGGAUUUGAGGAUGACAUUGAGUUGCAGGAGGCGGACAAGUCCAUGGAUUUGCCGCACAAUAGCCACGAUUACGAGGACGUCAACAUAGAGAAAAAAUCGAUACAGGACUCGGAUAGUGAUUCUAUUGUGCCAGUUAAGAAGACCGAGGACCGAGAGGAACUGAUACAUGAUGGCCCUUAUGCAGGAAUGGGCAAGGAGGAACUGCUGCGUUACUCCCGAGGUUUCUCCUGGCGAGCAGCCCGGUGGGUCCUGUUGCUAAUCCUCCUGGCUGGAUGGUGCGCCAUGCUCGGCAUGUCCAUCUACAUCAUCGUGGUCACUCCCCGCUGCUUGCCCUGGUGGCAGACCAGCGUGAUUUACCAGAUCUACCCCCGAUCCUUCAAGGAUUCUGACGGUGAUGGAAUAGGAGAUCUCAAGGGUAUCAUCGAAAAAGUGGACUACCUCAGUGACAUCGGUGUUGGCGCUGUUUUGCUUCACUCCAUUUACCAGUCGCCUCAGAGGGACCUUGGUUAUGAUGUCUCUGACUUCGAGAAAGUGGAUCCCAUCUUUGGCUCGCAGGAGGAUUUUGACGCGCUGAUAACCGCUCUACACGACAAAAAUAUCAAGGUGAUAUUGGACUUCAUCCCCAAUCACUCCAGUGUUGAGCACGAGUUCUUUCAGAAGAGUUCAGCAAGAGACGAGACUUACCUUAACUGGUACACUUGGGCUGACAACUCCAAUAAUUGGGUGAGCGUGUACAGCGGCAGCGCUUGGAGGCUUAAGAGCGAGCGGGCACAACACUACCUUCAUCAAUUCUCCGAGUAUCAACCGGAUCUCAACCUCCGGAAAGAAGCUGUCACCAACUACUUGGAGACGGUGUUGGAGCAAUGGUUCAUUAAAGGAGUGGAUGGUUUCAGCAUACAAGGAGUAAAGUACAUGUUUGAAACUGACGCCUACACGGAUGAUACUCCUGCACCGGGUUACGUCAACGAUGGACUCGGUGACCCUGUGCAGUACGAGAGUCUACUACAUGACAAGUCAUCAGAGUUCGAUGGACUUCAACACGUGUUGUUGAAGAAGUGGCGCAAGGGAAUCUUUGAUCAGUUCUCAACUGCGGGCACUUACAGAGUAAUGAUAACCGACUCAGACUCCAACUCAAGCUACGCAAGGACCUACUACGGGACGGAAGAGGACCCGGAGGUCGAUCUACCUAUGAACCUCAACCUCGUGAACCUCGGUGACGUCAAUGGUGGUUGGUCAGGCACUACGAUAGGGACGGGUUACACCACAGGACUCGAGGUUUAUGAGAUGGUUCAGGAGUGGAUGGACAAUCUACCCAAAGGAAAAUGGCCGUCCUUUAUGCUUGGUCAUCACGGGGUGCAUCGCAUUGCCAGCCGUCUGACAAAGGAGCACGCUGGCGCCGCUAAUAUGUUACUUCUGACGUUGCCAGGGACACCCAUCUGUUACUAUGGAGACGAGAUUGGCAUGACCGACGUACUGAUAACUGAGGAUGAGCUUAUGGACAUUAAGGCUUUGAAUGACAUGCCAAGAUGGGAAAUCAAGACACGAGACCGCCAGCGAACCCCGAUGCAGUGGACGGCAGACCCAUAUGCCGGGUUCACCUCGUCCGUUAACGGCUCCUGGCUACCGGUGCCGCCAGAAGAAGAGUUCACAAAAGUUAACGUCGCUGUAAUGGACGAAGACCCUAACUCCGUCCUUCGCAUGUUCAAAGCCCUGACGAAGCUUCGAGCCGAGAAGAGAACGCUGCGACAAGGGCCCACGGCCAAGUUCGUGCACAACACCCUGAACGUGGUGUCCUAUAUCCGGGAGCUGGAAGGCGAAAGGGAGCGUUUCUUUGUGGCCAUCAACUUCGGCCAGGACACCACCUUCGAGAACGACUUCUUCGACCGUGCCAACGGGGCGCUUCCUGUGGAGGGAACUGUCGUGGUGGGCACCGACAUGUCUCGGGUCGGGGAGCGGGUCCAGCUGAACAAGAUUGCCCUGAGGGUUGGGGAGGGGAUUUUGGUCUUAUUGGAUGAAAUUGUCGAGGUGCAGGACCAAAACUGGUGGUACCAGUAUUUCAGACCUGCCAAUUUGACUCCAAAGGCUAAGGGUGAAUGUGCCUAUAUCAUACACAUGGAACUUACGUUUGCCACAUGUGUGGCGAUUUUCCUAUGUGUGUUAACCCCAUCUUUUGCCGCUGGAUUUGGUCCUGACGAAUGGUGGAAGAACACGAUCAUCUACCAAAUCUACCCGCGUUCCUUCAUGGACUCUGACGGCGACGGUGUGGGGGACCUGGACGGGAUCACGUCCCGGCUGGAGCAUUUCAACGACCUUGGGGUGGGAACCGUGUGGUUGAGCCCAGUAUACAAGUCGCCCAUGGCCGACUUCGGCUACGAUGUGGCCGACUUCAAGGAUAUCGAUCCCAUAUUCGGAACUAUGGCCGACUUUGACGAGCUGAUCACCAAGGCGCACCGGCUCGGGCUUAAACUCAUGAUGGAUUUUGUCCCCAACCAUUCCAGCGAUCAGCAUGCGUGGUUCCUCGAAAGCAAGAAAAACAAAGACACCAGCAACCCGUACAAAGAUUACUACAUGUGGGAAGACCCCAAGCAGGGCUGCUCACCUGUAGAGGAGUGCGUUCCAAAUAACUGGGUGAGUUUGUUCGGUGGCUCCAUGUGGGAGUGGGUACCAGAGAGGCAGCAAUUUUAUCUGCAUCAGUUCCUCAAGGAACAGCCAGAUUUGAACUACCGUAACCCGCAGGUGCGAGCAGCGAUGGAUGAUGUGGUCCGCUUCUGGCUCGAGAAAGGCGUGGAUGGUAUGCGGGUAGACGCCAUCAGGCACAUGUACGAAAACGAGGACCUUCAAGACGAGCCACCGAAUCCUGAUUACACGCCAGUACCUGGUGAGCAGGCUCAGUACGACAGCCUGCUGCACACCAAGACAGUGGACCUCCCUGAGCUCCAUGAUGUCAUCAAGAAUUGGAGACAAAUCUUCAACGAGUUUGGAAACGAUGCAGGUUACCCCCAGUAUCGGUUCAUGGUGACCGAGACCUAUGACACGCACAAGGGGCUUCUCCCCUACUAUGGAACCCCGGAUCAACCCGAGGCAGAUUUCCCCUUCAACUUCGGCAUGAUUGAGCUCACCAAGGAGAACUUGUCUGGCAAUAAAAUAUAUGACUUUGUCAACGACUGGAUGAAGGACCUGCCGACUGGAAAGUGGCCAAAUUGGGUCAUCGGUAACCAUGACAACUUCCGCAUCGCCGAUCGCAUUGGGGUAAAUUAUGCUCGAGCCCUUAACGUACUCAAUUUGCUUUUGCCGGGUACACCGACCACCUAUUACGGUGAAGAGAUAGUAAUGGAGGACAUCUGGGUACCUUACAAUGAAACUCAGGACCCGUACGCAAUCAACAACCCUAGCCACUGGCAAAACUAUACGCGCGACCCAGAGCGUUCCCCGAUGCAGUGGGACUGGUCGCCACCGCAUGCUGGUUUCAGCACUACUGCUGGAAAAACGUGGCUCCCCGUUAACGACAACUACCUUUCAGGAGUCAACGUUGCUGACCAAAAGGCAGAUGAUACUUCCGCCUUGAAGCUUUAUGCGCGAUUGGCGACACUUCGUAAAGAAGAACCGGCCUUCCAAACCAACCACCUCGACUACGUCAUCGUGAACGAGAAGAUCUUUUCCUUCUUGCGCACACCUGAUACAGCGGGCCGGGACUCCUUCCUGGUCAUUAUCAACGCUGGCACCUCCGAUUCUACCGAAGAUUACUCCGCUGCCUUGAGGGGGAUGAUGAUUCAAGUUGAAGAUGAUACCGGGGUCAUUGCAGCCAGCAGCAAGAUGGAUCGGAACGGGGAACCCCAGGGGAUGAACAAAAUCUCCGCUGCUGUAGGUGAGGCGCUCGUCAUCAGGGCCAAGGUUUACGCCUACAACGCCGCAUCACAGCCAAGCUCUUCUCUAUUCAUCGCCCUGGCAACAAUCAUAGCCAUCAUCUUUCGUCACGUCAUAUUCAAAUAUUGA